Molecule: messenger RNA, 2968 nt
Organism: Drosophila grimshawi
Lineage: Eukaryota; Metazoa; Arthropoda; Insecta; Diptera; Drosophilidae
Product: elongation of very long chain fatty acids protein
Exons: 8
Coding region: 466-1521 (351 amino acids)
Biological process (GO): very long-chain fatty acid biosynthetic process; fatty acid elongation, monounsaturated fatty acid; fatty acid elongation, polyunsaturated fatty acid
Cellular component (GO): endoplasmic reticulum membrane
Molecular function (GO): fatty acid elongase activity
Source: RefSeq, a predicted model, not a curated record
ACUUCCUUGUGCAUGGUUGUUGGCGUUGUUUCUGUGUUUUCUUUUCGGAUAUGAUUUGUUAGAUUCGAUUCCGGUGCGUGGGUAAAUGUACAUGUUCACAUUAAAGAGAAGCAUAACAUUCAUCAUCAUCAUCAGCAGCAGCAUCUACCCUAGCUAAAAAAAAAGCACAACCUUCCCUAAACAUCGGUACGCGCGACGAUCACUUCGAUAUAUGUAGAAAAGCUCGUGAGUGUGUGUGUGUAGUGUAUGUGUGUGUGUGUGAAAUUCUUUAAAUUUAAGCAAAAUUCCAUCGCUGCACGCUGCUCGCCAAGUUCGCCGGCCUGAAAUCAUUGGCGGUUGGUAUAUCGCGUUAUAAAUUGUGAGUGCUUAGGAGGAAAGUGAGACAACAACAACUGCCGAAGCAGCAGCAGCAACAAUAAGAAUAGCCGCAAUACCUGCAACAACAGCAACAACAACAACAACAAAAUGGAUGUUCUCAUGCAUGAUGUGAUACAUUGGUAUAGGGACCUAAUGGACAAUAAAAGCGAUCCGCGCGUUAAAAAUUUCUUUCUGGCCUCAUCGCCGCUGCCCACGCUUUGUAUGUGCGUAUUUUAUGCGUACUUCAGCAAAUCCCUGGGUCCGAGACUGAUGGCAAAUAGGAAGCCCAUGGAUCUGCGCAAGGUGCUUGUGUACUACAAUGCCAUACAGACCAUAUUCAGUGCGUGGAUUUUCUAUGAGUACUUAAUGAGCGGCUGGUGGGGUCACUACAGUUUCAAGUGCCAGCCUGUGGACUACAGCAAUAGCCCCAUGGCAAUGCGGAUGGUGAAUAUCUGCUGGUGGUAUUACAUAUCAAAGUUCACAGAAUUCUUUGACACGCUCUUCUUUGUGCUGCGCAAGAAGAACGAGCACGUUUCAACGCUGCAUGUCAUACACCAUGGCUGCAUGCCGUUCUCGGUAUGGAUGGGCCUCAAAUUUGCACCGGGCGGCCACAGCACAUUCUUUGCCCUGCUCAACUCGUUUGUACAUAUUGUGAUGUAUUUCUACUACAUGAUCGCGGCAAUGGGUCCCAAAUAUCAGAAGUUCAUUUGGUGGAAGAAAUAUCUGACCACCUUCCAAAUGGUGCAAUUUGUGGCCAUAUUCACGCAUCAGUUCCAGCUUUUGUUCCGCGAGUGCGACUAUCCCAGUGGUUUUAUGGUCUGGAUUGGUCUGCACGGCGUCAUGUUCCUAUUCCUGUUCUCCGACUUCUACAAAGCCAAAUAUCGUCGGCCACGCGAGCCGAUCAAGGCCAACGGUCACACGAAUGGUGUGCACACAAAUGGCAAAGUCAAAUACAUGGCUGAUGCUGGCGAUACACAGCUAACGAAUGGCGGCAACAAGGGAGCCUGCAUGCCCGUUUUGGAGGAAGAGUAUGUGAAGAGCAAUGGUCAUGCGGCGUCGGCCUUUCAGGAUGGUUACUUCAAGGAGGGCGUACUAUCGAGCAAUGGUGCCAUCUUGAAUCCGGACAGCAGUAGCUCUAGUCUGCACCAGCGCAAAGUCAAAUAACUACUACUAAGACGUACUACGAUGAUAUUCAUUAUGUUUACUUUAAGUGUUUAGCAUGUAAUGGAAUUGAGAGCUAGGCAUUCAAAUCGAGAACGGGCGAACGGCAGAUGAGUAAUGCAUUAAGGCAAUUAUGACCAUUGGUAACCAAAAUUUGCAAAAUCAAAACAAAUAAUAGAAGACCCUUAUUUGUUUUUAAUAAUUUAUGAUAAAUAUAUAAUAUACAUACGUACAUACAUAUACAUUGUAAAGGCCAAAUGUUCAGUGUAUGAUAAUGAUAGGCCGAUGUGGCCGUUACAUAAGCAAAACAGAACCAGGGAACCUUAACUCCCUCCACAACCACCACUACCACGACAUCCACCUCCACCUCUUACACCAGAAAGACCAUCAGCACCACUAAACAAAAAACAAAAAAAAAACGUUGCUAUACAUUUUUAUAUAUGUGUAUUUUCAAUAAUAUUAACCCAUAAAUGAACAUAUUUUUUGUAAAAAUAUUUGUAGGCUCAAUUUGCAUUUCUCAAUUGAGGCGUAUUCUAAACUGGCAGCAGGUAUCAUUUUUAUCUGAUAGGGUAUAUAUAUAUUGAAUACAUACACAUACAUAGAUACACCCACACUUACAACAAAUGAUAUGCAUAAACUUAUAGUUAUACAUACCUAUACAUAACGACGAUACACUCACAGAACUAGGCAUUAACUUUUAUAUGACAAUUUUGGGUAACACUGUGAGACGUCAACCUAACGAUAAAGAUAAAAGACAACAGACAUGCUCUUAAGCCUGCUUUAAACUUAAACGUUAAACUAUUUGUAGCUUGUUUAUUUGUAUAUUCUGAGAUAGAGAGAGAGAGAGAGAGAGAGAGAGAGAAAGAGAGUAAAAUGUUUGUUGCAAUAUUUUGUAAAAGUCUAAUAGUAAACACUUAUAUAUAGUGCGAUGUUGUAGUUAGCUAGCCAAUUGCAAAACAAAAACAAAAAAACAAAAACAAAACAUUUAACAAAACACACAUUUAGCACAAAUGCUGAUGCUGCGAAAACAACAAAACAUUAUCAAGGAAUAGCUUUAGACUUUAAGUGCAAAAAUAGCUGAAAGUGACGACAAUCAGUUCGGCUUUGGGCCCCCAUUUGUGAAUUAGAAGCAAACAAAAUGUAAGCAACUUUUCAACUUGAAAAUAAGAUAACUAUUUUGCUGUUCGUUUUUAUUAUUUCUAUGUAAAUGUUCGAUGUGGCUUAUGUGCGUAUUAUAUUUGUUACCCCAUUUUCGGUUUGUAAAUGUUAAAACAUUAUUUUUUUUUGGAUUUUGUUAUAGAGCAAAAUGAGAAAAGAUUUAAGAGUUAUUUGUAUAACAGUCUAUUAAUCUGUGCAUUGGUUUCUUUGUUAAGUUGUGGUUUAAGCUGACAAGUUCAAAAACUAUGGAAAACAUGAGUAAAAAGCUUAUUAUUUAUAUUAAAGAAAUAUG